Aspergillus ibericus CBS 121593 is the source of this 1303-nucleotide messenger RNA. RefSeq names its product FAD-dependent oxidoreductase. Gene Ontology annotation, molecular function: FAD binding; monooxygenase activity. The transcript has 3 exons. Bases 44 to 1303 code for a protein of 419 amino acids. The record is from RefSeq and is a predicted model, not a curated record. NCBI's taxonomy places the organism in Eukaryota, Fungi, Ascomycota, Eurotiomycetes, Eurotiales, Aspergillaceae.
CUUCACACCAACUUACAUCAAAACCACGUCCAACCAACCACCAAUGUCACCCCCCACCGUCCUAAUCAUCGGCUGCGGCAUCGCCGGCCCCGUCCUCGCCAUCCUCCUCCAACGCAAAGGCUACCACCCCAUCGUCUUCGAGAAAGUCCAAGCCCUCGGCGACGCCGGCGCAUCCCUAAUGCUAAUGCCGAAUGGAAUGAAAAUCCUUAAUCUCAUCACCCCAACCACCACCCUUCUAACAACCCACACCCCCUUAACCACGCUCUGGCACGGCACCGCCUCCGGCCACACCCUGGGCGAAUCCUCCCUCCCCACCACUUACCAAGAGCGCUACACCCAGCCCGCAAUGGGCAUAAAACGCACAACCCUAAACCUGCACCUCAAGAAAACACUCCUCGAAAACAAUAUCCCCCUCUACGAGGGAUACAAUCUCCAGAACGUCCACGAAGACCCAGCCUCCAGAACCAUCACCGCCUCCUUCACCAACGGGAAGAAAGUAACAGGGUCAUUCCUCAUCGGAUGCGACGGGAUUAAAUCCUCCACGCGGAAGAUCCUUCUUUCUCGGAGUGGGGUAGCUGAAGGGCCCCCGGCAUUCACGGGGUUGAUGCAAAUCGCGGGCCUCUCGAAACGGGGUCAUCGGGUUGGGCAACGGGGGGGGAGUGGGAUGUGUAAUUGGUAUGGGGAGGGGGUGCAUGUUGUUUCGUAUCCGGUUUCGGAUUCGGGCGCUGGGGAUGUGUCGUGGGCGGUGACGCUGGCGGGGAACGAGGAGGAGGAGACGUGGAGGGCUGUGGAGGGGGGGGAGGAGUUGGAGCGGAGGAAGGGGUUCUUGAGGGAGAAGUUGGUGGGGUUUGAAGAUGGGGUGAGGGAGAUGGUGGAGGGCGCGGAGAGGAUUAUUUCGUAUGGGGUGUUUGAUCGGAAGGAGACGAGGGCGGAGGAGUGGUUCUCGUCUCGGUGUGUCUUGGUGGGAGAUGCGGCGCAUCCGACGAGUCCGCAUUUGGGACAGGGGGCGAAUCAGGCUUUGGAGGAUUGUUAUCAUCUGAGUCGAUUGCUGCCGGAUUUGACCGAGGGAGUAGAGUGGGCGACGGUGGAAGCGGGCUUGGAGGGGGUUUUCCGGGUGUUUGCGAUGUUGAGACAGCCGCGGACGGCAGCUUUGGUUAAAGAGGCUCGUCGGAUAGGAGAGCAGCGCGUGGUGCAGGGGGGUGCGGAGCUCUGUCGUGAGCGAGAUGCACGCAUUGUUACUGCGUGGAGCGAUCAGGAGGUUGUACUCGAGGGGCUGGAUCGUUUGUACCGGGAGCCUUUUUAG